GUCGCCGUUGACCAAUUGUGCUACCAAAUUUGAAUAUACUGUCAACGGCGGUCAACGGUAACUUUCUGAAUUCGUUAUAGAAGAAGCGUGGAUUUCGUUUGCCGAAUCUGCUCUAUUUUGCCCCGUGGUUUUUCAAGAUUCGAAUAUGAAACCAACACGAAAUAAGACCCAACCACGAAAGACUCCCGCUAAAGUACAGUCAGCUUCAAGAGAUCCGGUGAAAGUGUUCUGCCGAAUAAGGCCACUUCAGAAUAAUGAAGAAACCUGUGUGAAAGUGAUAUCACAGACAGCAGUCUCGCUUCUGCCACCAGAGGCAGGAUCCAGCUACCGUGUAGCAAAUUAUAAAGAAAUCCAGCACACUUUCAAACGUGUAUUUGAUGAUAGAGCGACCCAGAAGGAAGUUUUUGAUCAUGUCGCAUUACCUCUGGUGGAGAAUCUGAUCCAUGGCAAAAAUGGCCUGCUAUUUACUUAUGGAGUUACGGGUAGUGGUAAAACUUUCACGAUGACUGGAGAUCCACAAAACGGAGGAAUAAUGCCUCGGUGUUUGGAUGUCAUUUUCAAUAGCAUAGCCAACUACCAAGCCAAGAAGUUCGUUUUUAAACCUGACAGAAUGAAUGGCUUCGAUAUCCAGACUGAUGCAGAUGCUAAGCUGGAUCGCGAGAAGGAAUUGCACUCAGUCAUUACAUUGAGAACACUGAAAAAGAAAGACUCUGAUACAGAUCUACCUCAGCGGGCACCAGACACCACAAAGAUUGGUAGUGUUGACGAGGAUAAUACGUAUGCUGUCUUUGUAACCUACGUUGAAGUUUAUAAUAAUGCUGUGUAUGACCUUCUAGAGGAUAUACCUGAGGACACAAUAAGAUCAAGGCACUUACAGGUGAAGAUCGUGAGAGAGGAUGCAAGUCACAAUAUGUAUGUCCAUUCUGUAACAGAAGUGGAAGUGAAAUCAACUGAAGAUGCUUUUGAAGCUUUCUACAAAGGACAAAAAAGAAAACGGAUGGCUAUCACUACACUGAAUUCUGAAUCCAGUCGAAGCCAUUCAGUUUUCACCAUCAGACUGGUUCAGGCACCUCUUGACAGCCAGGGUGAAAAUAUUCUGCAAGAUAAGAAAGCUAUCUGCAUUAGUCAGCUGUCUUUAGUGGAUCUAGCUGGCAGUGAAAGAACAAAUCGAACAAAGAACAGUGGGCAAAGACUUCGUGAAGCAGGGAAUAUCAACAAUUCCUUAAUGACCCUCAGAACAUGCUUGGAAAUUCUGCGAGAAAAUCAAAUGUACAGUGCAAACAAAAUGGUACCCUACAGAGAUUCAAAAGUGACCCACUUGUUCAAAAAUUACUUUGAUGGAGAAGGUCAAGUGAAGAUGAUUGUGUGUGUAAACCCUAGGGUUGAGGAUUAUGAUGAAACAGUUCAUGUACUGAAAUUUGCAGAAAUGACUCAAGAAAUUCAAAUGUCACAGCCUUUAGCCACAAAACUAGAUUUUGGAUUGACCCCAGGCAGGAGAAAGGCCAAUCAGAUCUUCAAACAGGCCUUGCGGAAGAUGGAGGAAAAUGGAAAUGGGAAUACUGAAAAUAUUGAAGUGGAUAUCGGCCUUGUUUACUGUUUGGGACCGCCGUUUCCUUGUUUGGAACUGACCGAGCCAAGCAAUGAUAAAUUAGUUAAUGACCUGGUAACAUUUCUCGAGUUACGCAUGAACAGGAAGAAUCUCUUGCUUAAAGACUGGCAGCAGAAACAUGAAUGUUUACGUAAUAAGUUAAUUGAAGUGGAGAAAGAGAACAUCAUAGCUAAACAGGAUGGUGCUUGUUCACGAGUGGGCCUUGAACAAGAGAGGAAGAAGACAGAUGCUCUGCAGGCAAGACUGAUGGACUCAGAAGCAACUGUGAUGAGUCUGCAGCAUCAGAUUCAGCAGAAGGAAGCAGAUCUUGUUGCAUUGAAACAAGAACUUGAAAAGAAAGAAAUGCUAUUACAUCAGCAGAUGCUAGAUAAGGAGAAGCUCAAGCAAAAAUACAGUGACAAGAUAGCGGUUGAAAAAGAGAGAAAUACAUUUGAGACACAUAAAAGAUUAAAAGAACAGGAAAUUGAGUUCAAGACACAAAUGAGAGAUCAGGAAACGAAAUUAAGAAAAGUAAAAGAAAUCUUGACAAAGGACGGUCACAGUGCUGUGCGGCCUACAAGAUCCGUGGCCACUUUAGAAACAAAGGACAUUCACACUCCUGUCCAGCCUACAAGAUCUGCAGCCACCCAAGAAAUAGGCAACAUUCAUUCACGUGUAUUGUCACAAAGUUCUAAAAGGGGUCCAGCAGUGAGUAACCCAAGGCACAGACGAUCUCAGUCAGCAGGGGGUGAAGUGUGGUUGGACCAUAGGCCAGCAAAUGCAGUUGAGCUUGGUACCAUCAUGCAGCCAAUUAUGAAACGACGCAAAUCAAUUGCCAAACUGACAGAUGCAAAAGAUGUUGUAAAUUCUAAGACAUCCAAAUAUUGUCUCAUGACCCAGGAGCAAGACUCAAGUGGUGAACUAGAAACCCGUCUUUACAAGGCUGAUGUGCUUCCAACUUCUGGGGGAGGUGCACAGGUUGUCUUCAAUGAUGUGGAAACACUGAAGCAGCGAUCUCCAAAUGCAACUCCAGUACGAAAGCGAAAUGCUUCUACUAGUGAACUGAAAGAUACAGAAGCUGCAUGUGCUGUGGCUGUUGAAGGGCACAAGAGGACUCGCCAUUAGAAGUGUCAUUAUUUUGAUGCACCUUGUUUGCAAGAAUGUGAAUAAGUUUAAUUUCUAUAAAAGUUUGUGAACUAUAGUUACACUACUCAAUCACACAUCUGACCAAUCAAAAUUUUAACUUCAUGAUUUAAAACCAUUGUAAUUGCAUCAAAUGAGGUACAAAAUUGUCUUGUAAGCAUUAUUUGAGACUAUUUGGUAUAACUGCUGACGUUUUUGUUGUAAACUAUAUGAUGAUGAUUAUUAUAUCAUUCUAAACCACUAUUACAGAAAAGUCUAUAUGCCCAUGCUGGUGGAAAGGUGUGAUAGUCAUACAUGCAUGAGCUCUAUAGCUAAUUCUAAGAUUAAUGGUUGGAAGUACACGUUUGGUGCAGGAAAUGUUCAAUUCCAAAAAGAAUCUUGACAAAACAAACGUGCAUUUUGUCACAUGAGUGAGUGACUAUAGACAGUGUUAGGAUAGGUAAUCAGAUUUAUUGAACUCUUAAACAUGCAGUUUGUGACAACACUAUAAAUCACUAUCACACAAAGACUAGUGUUCUCAGUCAUGAUUACACUGCACUGCUUUGUAGUGGCUUCCAACAGUGGACGUUCCUCUGCUCCGGGGCUCACAUUCUUGCAGGCUGGCAGCUAUCUGACAUCCACCUCUUCUAACUGCCAUCUAAAGACUUGCUCAUAAUGGCAGCUGGUCCUUGCUGUAUAGCCUUGGUAUGGACUGCACAGAAAACACCGCUUCCAACCACUCUUUUAUUGUUGCGUACAUGUGUCUUGCAGUAAUCAUGUGACAGCUACUAAAUCAUUUUGUAGCACUGCAUGUUUGCAGAGCUGUUCCUCUGGCUCCAUAGUUCUUGCUUUGAGCAAAUGUGCCACAAUAUAAAACCAAUAUUGCAUUACAAAACAACUAAAUUUUCAAUGGGGCCUCUGUUACUGCAGCAAGCUGUCAUAUGAUAUACUGGCUGUUUCCUAGUGAUGGAUGUGUUUAUGUAGUCAUUCCCUAGCAACAGUUGUCUCUUUGCUUACUUCACAAUCCUGGCUUUCAGCAUACAUGCCACCAUAUGUAUACAUGUGUGUGUGUGUGUGUGUGUGUGUGCGCGCGCGCGCGCGUGCAUGUGUGUGUGGUGAAACACUUAUUUUAACAGCUCUACCAUCCUCUCGUCAUAGGGUAUGUUACGUAAGGACUCUGACUGCAAGGGUUCAGUUGGAAAGAAAUAAUCUCAGGUCAUGAUCCUCAAGGGACUUGGCACCAAGAAGAACUGAUUGGUGGUAAACCACCAGUCAGAAAGUAACUUUGUCUUUUCAAAGACCUGUGUAUAGUGGAUGAAAUCUGGCUGCAUACAGUUCUGAAUUUUUAGACAGGUCGCUGCAAAGAAGAUUUGAUAGUUAGAAAACUACUUAAAAUAAGAGGAAACACGCACAUAUGCUGGUAAGUAUUGUUGAUUUAAAGAGCACUGUCUUCUAGAAUUGUGGUGCAGUAGUUCACUGACAAUUUGGAGAAACAUUCUACCCCAUCUUGAGGGUCAAAUAGGAAGCCAAGGAAGCAGAACUGAAGAUGGUGGUGUAUGUUCCCCCAAGAUGUUGGUGAGCUUAGACUCUGCAGGGUCAUGUCAUAGAAGAUAGACACCAGUGAUUCUCGGUGUACUAGCAACAUUUGUUUACUUUAUUUCCUUUGAUGUCUGUAGAAGCUUUCUGUAAAGUUUAACAUCAAAAUUAAUCUAAUGCUGUUUAUUGUACUACACAGUCCAUCAACAAUGCAACAAGUUGUUCCUUCUUU
Molecule: messenger RNA, 4478 nt
Organism: Cryptotermes secundus
Lineage: Eukaryota; Metazoa; Arthropoda; Insecta; Blattodea; Kalotermitidae
Product: kinesin-like protein KIF23
Exons: 15
Coding region: 146-2713 (855 amino acids)
Biological process (GO): microtubule-based movement
Cellular component (GO): nucleus; microtubule; kinesin complex
Molecular function (GO): microtubule motor activity; microtubule binding; ATP binding
Source: RefSeq, a predicted model, not a curated record